AUGUAUAUGUAUGAGGAGGAAAAGAACAAUAUUGUUAAUAGUCAAGAAGGACUGAGAUUGGAGAUGGCCUUUCCACAGCAUGGAUUCAUGUUUCAGCAACUUCAUGAAGACAAUGCUCAUCACUUGCCUUCCCCUACCUCUCUCUCUUCUUGCCCUCCUCAUCUUUUCUACGGAGGAGGAGGAAACUACAUGAUGAACAGAUCAAUGUCGUUCACGGGAGUAUCAGAUCACCAUCAUCUAACUCAAAAAAGCCCGACCACGAUGAACAUGAAUGAUCAGGACCAGGUGGGAGAUGAAGACAAUCUAUCAGAUGAUGGGUCCCAUAUGAUGUUGGGAGAGAAGAAGAAGAGGCUUAAUUUAGAGCAAGUUAGGGCAUUAGAGAAGAGCUUCGAGCUAGGGAACAAGCUGGAGCCUGAGAGGAAGAUGCAGCUUGCUAAGGCCUUAGGGUUGCAGCCUAGGCAAAUUGCGAUAUGGUUUCAGAACAGGAGAGCUAGGUGGAAGACAAAGCAGCUUCAGAGAGACUAUGAUUCUCUCAAGCAACUAUUCGAUGUUUUGAAAUCGGACAAUGAUUCUCUUCAAGCCCACAACAAGAAACUCCAUGCUGAGGUUGUAGCAUUGAAGAAACAAGACCUUAAAGAGUCAGGAAAGAUCAAGAGAGAAUCAGCAGAAGCUUCAUGGAGCAACAAUGAAAGCACGGAAAAUAAUAAUAAUAGUUCAGAGGGGUUGAAAGAUCUUUUCCCUUCUACAAUUCGAUCUGUGACAACGAGCACGACCUCGGCUCAUAUUGAACAUCAGAUGGUUCAGGAUCAAGGAUUUUGCAAUAUGUUCAAUGGUAUUGAUGAAACGACGUCGGCUGGUUAUUGGGCAUGGCCUGACCAGCAACAACAACAUCACAAUCAUCAUCAUUUCAAUUGAUUAUAUCGUCCAAGAAGAACAUCAUAAUCCUGAUCAACAUCCUCAUGAUAUCAUCAUUACCAUCAUCAAAAGAAAUUUUCGUUGAUUUUUUUUUUUUAAUUUGAGUAUUGAAAUUAUUUGUUAUUGUAUCAAAUGACAUUGCAUCGUUUUUUUUUUCUCUCUUUUGCUGUUUCUUUUGGGUUUGUAGAAAGUGGGGUGUAUAGAGAGGAUAUUCAACAAUU
This is a messenger RNA of Brassica oleracea var. oleracea, 1136 nucleotides long. Its product is annotated as homeobox-leucine zipper protein HAT7-like. Gene Ontology annotation, cellular component: nucleus. Gene Ontology annotation, molecular function: DNA-binding transcription factor activity, RNA polymerase II-specific; sequence-specific DNA binding. The transcript is spliced from 3 exons. NCBI's taxonomy places the organism in Eukaryota, Viridiplantae, Streptophyta, Magnoliopsida, Brassicales, Brassicaceae. The record is from RefSeq and is a predicted model, not a curated record. Gene Ontology annotation, biological process: positive regulation of DNA-templated transcription. The coding region runs from base 1 to 915 and encodes 304 amino acids.